This is a messenger RNA of Panicum virgatum (switchgrass), 1932 nucleotides long. RefSeq names its product receptor-like protein EIX2. NCBI's taxonomy places the organism in Eukaryota, Viridiplantae, Streptophyta, Magnoliopsida, Poales, Poaceae. The transcript has a single exon. Gene Ontology annotation, molecular function: protein binding. Bases 94 to 1932 code for a protein of 612 amino acids. The record is from RefSeq and is a predicted model, not a curated record.
CACCAACCAAAUCACCACAACACACAGCCCCCAGCACCACCACCUCUGAAAGUCUGCUGAGAGAGAAAGAUAGACCCCAGAAGAAGCUGUACCAUGGCCAUGGAUCCAAAAAUGGCUCGGCACUUGAUCCAAGUUGCAGUAAUUCUUUGGAUGUGUUGCAUCCUCGUCGUUGUCCAGCAGGGCUCAUCAGCCCCAGCCGCGCCUGCGCCUGCACCUGCACCACCACCAAGCACUCCUUGCAUCCCCCGAGAGCGUGAUGCCCUGCUUGUCCUCAAAGCCGGCCUCACCGAUCCGGGGGGCAACUAUCUGUCGUCUUGGCAAGCAGCGCAAGACUGCUGUCGGUGGAGUGGCGUUCAGUGCAACAACCAAACCGGCCAUGUCGUCAUGCUCCAGAUCAACAGCAAAGCUCCUGGUGCCAAUGAGUUUGUGGGAACCGUAGGAGGCGAGGUAAGCUCGUCCCUGCUUGCUUUACGGCACUUACAGGCACUGGACCUCUCAUGGAAUAACUUCGGUGGUAGACCAAUCCCAGAGUUCAUCGGUGCCAUCACAAGCUUGAGGUAUCUUGACCUCAGCUAUUCCAAUUUCGGUGGGCGAAUCCCUCCGUACCUAGGCAACCUCUCAAAUCUGCUUGAGCUUACACUAAGCAACUCAGAAGCAUCACAAAGUUUGUACUCCCCUGAUCUUGCCUGGGUGUCACGCCUCGGCAAGCUACAGUCACUCAGUAUGUAUGGGGUGAACCUCAGCACAGUCAUCGAUUGGGCUCAUGCCAUCAACAUGCUUCCAUCUCUGUCGGACCUUGAUCUAAGUUCCUGUGGACUUCAGAACAUCAUUCCUGCCCCGUCGCAUGUAAACCUCACAUCCCUUGAGUACCUCUAUCUCAGAUCCAACUCAUUUUAUUCGUCUCUCGGAGCCAAGAACUUGUUCUGGAAUCUACCGAGUCUCCAAAGCUUUUUCAUGUCUGACAGUGGAAUCCAAGGUCCUAUCCCUGAUACGAUUGGUAACUUAACCUCCCUACAGUAUUUAAAUCUUCACAAUAACAGCAUCACUGGCCCUUUGCCAUCGACCAUAGGGAACCUAAAGAAAAUACAAACCCUGCAACUAAUGAACAACUUCAUCAGCAUGGACAUAGCAGAACUACUACAUAGGUUGCCAAAGCAUGGGUUGCAAGAACUCUACUUGGAUCACAACAAUUUGACAGGGACCUUGCCAGCUCAUCUAGAGGGGUUUAGCAGUUUGACAAGUCUUUGUCUCCAAUACAAUCAUCUGUCAGGAGAGAUACCUAUUGGUAUACGGGAACUCGCAAAUCUGGAACAGCUGUGGCUAAGCUCAAAUAACCUGCAGGGUAUAAUCACUGAAGAUCACUUUACAAAUAUGUCUUCUCUACGACAUCUAUGGCUAUCUGAUAAUUCCUUGACUCUAAGGGUAGCGAACAUGUGGAACACCCCAUUCAGAUUAAUUUCAGCUGGCUUUAGCUCUUGUGUGCUAGGGCCUCGGUUUCCAGCAUGGCUCAGCAGCCAGCCAAUUAACACACUAGAUAUUUCAAACACAAGCAUAAACGAUUCCAUACCUGAUGAGUUUUGGACUGCAACUUUAAGUACUAUCAGUGUUUUGGAUUUGUCAAGAAAUCAUCUUGUUGGAAGGCUUCCCACAUAUUUCACUAGUUUGGGAAUAUCUUCAUUGGACAUCAGUUCUAACCAACUUGAUGGUCCGAUUCCUACACUUCCAGACAAUCUAUACUACUUAGACCUCUCUGAAAACAAUAUAUCAGGCACACUGCCAUCGGAUAUUGGGGCACCAAUGCUGGGAACACUCAUUCUCUUCAAUAACUCGAUUUCUGGAACCAUUCCCUGCUCCUUUGCUUCAGUUGCAACAGUUGAAAUUUCUGGACCUAUCAGAAAACCUACUAAACGGGACACUGCCCAAUUGCCUUAA